AUGCUCGACUUUGCAACGUUCGUGUUCCCUGUGCUUUCAGAACUGGAACUGAACACCAAGUGCGUGGUGGAGAUGGAAGGGAAUCAGACGGUCCUGCACCCUCCUCCUUCCAACACCAAACAGGGAGAAAGGAAACCUCCCAAGGUAUUUGCCUUUGAUUAUUGCUUUUGGUCCAUGGAUGAAUCCAACACCACAAAGUAUGCUGGUCAAGAGGUGGUUUUCAAGUGCCUUGGGGAAGGAAUUCUUGAAAAAGCCUUUCAGGGGUAUAACGCUUGUAUUUUUGCAUAUGGACAGACAGGCUCAGGAAAAUCCUUCUCUAUGAUGGGCAAUGCUGAGCAGCUGGGCCUCAUCCCAAGGCUCUGCUGUGCUUUAUUUAAAAGGAUCUCUCUGGAGCAAAAUGAGUCACAGACCUUUAAAGUGGAAGUAUCCUAUAUGGAAAUUUAUAAUGAGAAAGUUCGAGAUCUUUUGGACCCCAAAGGGGAUAUUGAGUCACUGAUGUCUGAGGGAAAUAAGUCUCGGACGGUAGCUGCUACCAACAUGAAUGAAGAAAGUAGCCGCUCGCACGCCGUGUUCAACAUCAUAGUCACACAGACACUUUAUGACUUGCAGUCUGGGAACUCUGGAGAGAAAGUCAGUAAGGUCAGCUUGGUGGACCUGGCUGGAAGCGAAAGAGUGUCCAAAACAGGAGCCGCCGGAGAGCGACUGAAAGAAGGCAGCAACAUUAACAAAUCACUGACAACCUUGGGGUUGGUUAUCUCAUCACUGGCUGACCAGGCAGCUGGCAAGGGUAAAAACAAAUUUGUGCCUUAUCGAGAUUCAGUCCUCACUUGGCUUCUUAAGGACAAUUUGGGAGGCAACAGCCAGACCUCUAUGAUAGCCACCAUUAGCCCAGCAGCAGACAACUAUGAAGAGACCCUCUCCACAUUGCGAUACGCAGAUCGAGCCAAAAGGAUUGUUAACCAUGCCAUUGUGAAUGAGGAUCCCAAUGCAAAAGUCAUCCGGGAACUGCGGGAGGAAGUCGAGAAACUGAGAGAGCAGCUCUCGCAGGCUGAGGCUAUGAAGGCCCCUGAACUGAAAGAGAAGCUUGAAGAGUCUGAAAAGCUGAUAAAAGAACUAACAGUGACUUGGGAAGAGAAGCUGAGGAAAACAGAAGAAAUUGCACAGGAGAGACAACGACAACUUGAAAGUAUGGGGAUUUCCCUGGAGACAUCUGGUAUUAAGGUGGGAGAUGACAAGUGCUACUUAGUCAACCUGAAUGCAGACCCUGCUCUCAAUGAACUUCUGGUUUACUAUUUAAAGGACCACACGAGGGUGGGAGCAGAUACCUCACAGGACAUCCAGCUCUUCGGUAUAGGAAUCCAGCCUGAGCACUGCGAGAUUGACAUCGCCCCCGACGGCGACGUCACUCUUACUCCGAAAGAAAAUGCAAGGUCCUGUGUAAAUGGUACCCUCGUGUGCAAUACCACCCAGCUGUGGCAUGGUGAUAGAAUCCUGUGGGGAAAUAACCACUUUUUUAGAAUUAAUUUACCUAAGAGGAAACGGCGAGAUUGGUUGAAAGACUUCGAAAAAGAAACAGGCCCUCCAGAGCAUGACCUGGAUGCAGCCAGUGAAGCUUCUUCGGAACCAGACUAUAACUAUGAAUUUGCACAGAUGGAGGUUAUCAUGAAAACACUGAAUAGUAACGACCCAGUUCAAAAUGUGGUGCAGGUCCUGGAGAAACAAUACCUGGAAGAGAAGCGGAGUGCGCUUGAGGAGCAGCGGCUCAUGUAUGAGCGGGAGCUGGAGCAGCUCCGCCAGCAGCUCUCCCCGGAGAGGCAGCCCCAGAGCAGCGGCCCCGACCGCCUGGCCUACAGCCAGACAGCUCAGCAGAAGGUGACCCAGUGGGCAGAGGAGAGGGAUGAACUCUUCCGUCAGAGCCUGGCAAAACUGCGCGAGCAGCUAGUUAAGGCUAACACCUUGGUGAGGGAGGCAAACUUCUUAGCCGAGGAAAUGAGCAAACUCACUGACUACCAGGUGACUCUGCAGAUCCCUGCUACAAACCUCAGUGCCAAUAGAAAGAGAGGAGCAAUAGUGAGUGAGCCAGCUAUUCAAGUGAGGAGGAAAGGGAAAGGCACGCAAGUUUGGACCAUUGAGAAGCUGGAGAAUAGAUUAAUUGAUAUGAGAGACCUUUAUCAAGAAUGGAAGGAAAAAGUUCCCGAGGCAAAGAGACUUUAUGGGAAACGAGGUGACCCCUUCUAUGAAGCCCAAGAGAAUCACAACCUCAUCGGUGUGGCUAAUGUCUUUUUGGAGUGUCUCUAUUGUGAUGUGAAACUUCAGUAUGCAGUUCCUAUCAUCAGCCAGCAGGGGGAGGUUGCAGGGCGUCUCCACGUGGAAGUGAUGCGGGUCACAGGGGCUGUCCCGGAGCGCGUGGUGGAAGACGACUCCUCAGAGAACUCCAGUGAGAGUGGGAGUCUUGAAGUCGUAGACAGCAGUGGGGAAGUCAUUCACCGCGUCAAAAAACUGACAUGCCGGGUAAAAAUUAAAGAAGCAACUGGGCUGCCCUUAAACCUCUCGAAUUUUGUCUUCUGUCAAUACACAUUCUGGGACCAGUGUGAGUCCACAGUGGCUGCCCCAGUAGUGGACCCAGAGGUGCCUUCCCCACAGUCCAAGGAUGCCCAGUAUAGUGUGACCUUCUCUCACUGUAAGGACUAUGUGGUGAACGUAACCGAGGAAUUCCUGGAGUUCAUUUCAGAUGGAGCGCUGGCGAUUGAAGUGUGGGGCCACCGGUGUGCUGGAAACGGUAGCUCCAUCUGGGAGGUGGAUUCUCUUCAUGCUAAGACAAGAACGCUGCAUGACAGGUGGAAUGAAGUGACUCGCAGAAUAGAAAUGUGGAUCUCCAUAUUAGAACUGAACGAGUUAGGGGAAUAUGCUGCAGUGGAGCUUCACCAGGCGAAAGACGUCAACACUGGAGGCAUCUUUCAGCUCAGACAGGGUCAUUCCCGGAGAGUGCAAGUCACAGUAAAACCUGUACAGCAUUCAGGGACACUGCCACUUAUGGUUGAAGCCAUCCUGUCAGUAUCUAUUGGCUGUGUGACUGCCCGGUCCACCAAGCUCCAAAGAGGGCUGGACAGUUACCAGAGAGAUGAUGAGGAUGGUGAUGAUAUGGAUAGUUAUCAGGAAGAAGACUUAAACUGUGUAAGAGAGAGGUGGUCUGAUGCACUCAUUAAGCGACGAGAAUACUUAGAUGAACAGAUUAAAAAAAUCAGCAAUAAAAAAGAGAAAACCGAGGACGAAGUGGAGCGGGAAGCCCGGCUUGUGGAGCAGUGGGUGGGGCUGACUGAGGAAAGGAAUGCGGUGCUGGUGCCAGCCCCAGGCAGUGGGAUCCCCGGGGCACCUGCCGACUGGAUCCCUCCACCUGGAAUGGAAACUCACAUACCAGUUCUCUUCCUUGAUUUGAACGCGGAUGACCUCAGUGCCAAUGAACAGCUUGUUGGCCCCCAUGCCUCGGGUGUGAACUCCAUCCUGCCCAAGGAGCAUGGCAGCCAGUUUUUCUACCUGCCCAUCAUAAAGCACAGUGAUGAGGAGGUUUCAGCCAUAGCCUCUUGGGACUCCUCGGUGCAUGAUUCUGUUCACUUGAAUAGGGUAACUCCCCAGAAUGAAAGGAUUUACCUGAUAGUGAAGACCACAGUCCAGCUCAGCCACCCGGCUGCCAUGGAGUUAGUGUUACGAAAACGGAUUGCAGCCAAUAUUUACAACAAGCAGAGUUUCACCCAGAGUUUGAAGAGGAGAAUGUCAUUGAAAAAUAUAUUUUAUUCCUGCGGUGUAACCUAUGAAAUAGUAUCCAAUAUACCAAAGGCAACAGAGGAGAUUGAGGACCGGGAGACACUGGCCCUCAUGGCAGCAAGGAGUGAAAACGAAGGCACGUCAGAUGGAGAAACGUACAUUGAGAAGUACACGCGUGGCGUGCUGCAGGUGGAGAACAUUUUGAGCCUUGAGCGGCUCCGGCAGGCAGUCACAGUCAAAGAAGCACUUUCCACCAAAGCCCGGCACCUGCGGAGGAGCCUCAGCACACCGAAUGUGCACAAUGUCUCUUCCAGUCGACCAGACCUUUCUGGCUUUGAUGAAGAUGAUAAGGGUUGGCCAGAGAACCAGUUAGACAUGUCUGACUACAGCUCCAGUUAUCAAGAUGUAGCGUGUUAUGGGACUUUACCCAGGGAUUCACCUCGAAGGAGUAAAGAAGGUUGUACAUCAGAGAAUCCUCAUGCCUUAACAGUCAGCCCUUUUAAAGCAUUCUCUCCUCAGCCACCAAAGUUUUUCAAGCCCCUAAUGCCUGUAAAAGAGGAGCAUAAGAAAAGGAUAGCUCUUGAAGCAAGACCUCUUCUAAGCCAGGAGAGCAUGUCUCCAUCUCAGGCACAUAACCCUGGCUGCACUGUCCCCUCAGGAAGCAAUGGCAGCAGCAUGCCAGUAGAACACAAUAGCAAACGUGAGAAGAAGAUUGACUCUGAGGAGGAGGACAGUGACCUGGAAGCUCUUAACAGGAAGCUGGCAGGCUCACAGCCUUAUGUACCGGUGGAGUUUGCUGACUUCAGUGUUUACAAUGCCAGCUUGGAGAACAAAGAGUGGCUUUCUUCUAAAGUAGAUUUGACGAACUCAAGGGUCUUGGAGAAAGAAGUAUCCCGUAGCCCUACCACCAGCAGUAUUACCAGUGGCUACUUUUCCCACAGUGCCUCCAAUGCCACUCUGUCCGACAUGGUGGUCCCCUCCAGUGACAGCUCAGAUCAGCUAGCCCUUCCGACGAAAGACACAGACUCCAGUGAGCAUUCUGGACUAGCGCUUGGGCACGAUCUCAGACCGCCCUCAAACAAAGAGUUGACAGAGCUAGAAAGAGGUUUGGUAAAGGAUAAGAUCAUUAUGGUGCCACUCAAGGAAAACAGUGCCUUAGCCAAAGGGAGCCCAUCAUCCCAAAGCAUCCCUGAGAAAAACUCCAAAAUGUCCUGUAGGACUGGCUCAUGUUCAGAACAAGAUGCCUGCUCCAGCAAGAACGGCCACGCCGCCCGGGAGUUCUAUUCCCGGGAGGUGACCGUGGAGCACACCACAAACGUCCUCGAGGACCACUCUUUCACAGAGUUCAUGGGAGCGUCAGACGGGAAUGAUUUCGAGGCUCUGACAGAUUCUGCUGCUGGAGAGAUUUCAAGUAGGAAGAACCUACCAAAUAAAAUGGACAGUGAGAGCGUCUCAGAUGAGCCCCAGGACCCUGGCCAGCCGCAUUCCUUGGCAGACGAUGACCAGGGGAGCAGGACCUCGACUACGCGGUGAAAGACAGCAAGCACUUCCUCCACAGGCCCCAGCACCUUCGUCUGGGGUCUUCCUCAAAAGCACCAGCCUCAUCUUUAAAACAUGCUGCACCCAGCAGGACCUCACACCAGCAUGGAGAAGCCAUGCACUACCUGGGCCACCACCUCUCCCCUCCUGAGCGAGGAGCAGCAGCAGUGCUUUGCCACCUGGGUGAAUCGACAGCUUCUGCUUCCUCCAAAAAGCCAGAAAACCGAAAAUCCUGGAUUCAUUAAGUGGCAGUAUUUUUGUUUGCACUUACUACACACCGCACUGUGUAGAAACCUCCACAGAGUCAAACAGACUUAUUCUUGUACAAUUUUAAUCAGUUCUUACUGUAGAAUCUGGAGUCAAUACUCUAAUGUGGGUUUUUUUAUAAAUAAUAUAUAUUAUGUAUAUGAAAUGUAUCUAUAGUAUGUCUGUUCUGGGACAGACAGAACUGCACACUAAAAUGCAGAUAAAAUGGUUUGUAGAAAUCAUAAGGUACUGGACUUUGUUGCAAAGCACCUUGGGCGACCUCAUAUACACGAGCAGAUGAGAGACAUUUCAUUGCCUAAGAACGAGGUUGCAAAUCCCUCUGCAGAAAAGGUUACAGAAUGCCGUUCUUUAUAACCAAAGAACUUCUAUAUGACUGACCGAUUUUGCUGUCCACUCUUGUUUCCUGUGUACAUAUAUGUUUGACUGCAAGUUUGGUGCCAUACUCCCCUUGGCUACCAGGCCACGUGCUGCCGUUCUGUCCUGUUUCAUAAGCACACUGAAAACUCCCACAGCUGUGUUCUUUGGUCUUCCACCUGGCCUGCCACCUGCUGACCUGACAUUGUAUUAUAACCGUUGACAGUGACUGGGGCUCUGCCUCCAGCAUUUCUCAUACCUUGGUCCAGCCCAGCAAGGCAGGCAGAGUGCGGAAAGCAGUAUUACUGUAGAAACACAAGGGCAUACCAAGAGUUGGAUUGGGGUGGGGGAGGGGGUGUGGAUUUUUGUCUCUUCGUGGUUUUGUUUGGAUUGGUAGGUUUCAUUGUGGUAUGGUUUUUACUGUUGCUAUUGUACUUAAUUCUGGAAAAUGCUGAAGAGUUGGAAUGAGCUGUACAGUACUCACUUCACCGUGUUUGCAGGAGACGAUUGAAUACAGAUGACCUGCUGUCCCUGUCUCCACGUGGAAAAUGCUCCUGCUAAUGGAGACAUGGAGAGGAGCGUGUGUGCAGAAGGUGUUACAAAGGUGCUUUAUGUGCCUGUUCUGAAGAUGCCUGUGCAGCUGGCCUGGAGGACAGCAGUCGGUGUGUGUGAGAGCGAGGGAUGGUGCACAGCCCUCUGCACCUUUGUUCUUUAAGUUCUUAGCAUCAGUAAGUGAGUAAGAUAUUGGAGACUUUAAUGAAAAGCUGCUGUUCAUGAUUUUUGUGUAUAGUGAGCUGACUGUAGUAUUUUACUAUUGUCUGUUUUGAAAAAGAAAAACUGUAAUUUAUAUCCCCUUUCAACUUGAUCGUAUUUAAUUGGUACAGAUGUGUGUGUGUGUGUGUGUGUUUUAGAAUACAGACGGUCUAAUUCAGGUUUUAAAACA
Messenger RNA from Myotis brandtii (Brandt's bat), 6865 nucleotides. RefSeq names its product kinesin family member 13A (gene KIF13A). The record is from RefSeq and is a predicted model, not a curated record. Gene Ontology annotation, cellular component: adherens junction. NCBI's taxonomy places the organism in Eukaryota, Metazoa, Chordata, Mammalia, Chiroptera, Vespertilionidae. Gene Ontology annotation, biological process: microtubule-based movement; regulation of protein localization. Gene Ontology annotation, molecular function: cell adhesion molecule binding; microtubule binding; microtubule motor activity. Bases 1 to 5295 code for a protein of 1764 amino acids. The transcript has 38 exons.